AUGUGGAACUCUGGACGGCUUGCCUGCGCCCUUCUCGUUGUGGUCUUGCAAGUGUUUCUGUUUCUCGCGUAUGUGCAUCAUCGGCCGAUUGUUUCGCCACCGGUGACGGUUGAUGGACCAUUCACACUUCAAAGGGGACAGGCGACGCCACUGGUAAGCUUUGGUCGUGUACGUGGCAAGUCACUUCGUCCAAGUACUCCGAGCACCAACCUGUUGCGGCAGGAGGCCCCCACGACUUCAUCAGCUGCAUCUAGGCAGGCCCCUUGCUGGUACGAAGAGGAGAAGACAAGGGGGACUGGACUUAGUUGGUCGUGGGGCCCACCGCUGAAGCUGCACAUGCGCAUGGCAGGAUUUGGGACCAUGGGACUGGAAUUGUCGAACACUGGCCACACAAACGGUCCGCAGGGUUCCAUCCAUCUGGCAUUGGAUGGGCAUCCUUUGCCAUCAAUACCCAGCAACCAGACUUGCAACUUGCUGCUGGCAUUUCGUGAUGCCGAGGACUUGGAAGUUGUGGCACCAAACGCCGACAUCUUCCACUUUGGCAACGACCUGCAAGUGUUUGCUCACCACUGCCCUCGACGUUUGGUAGGGCCAAGUGCUGAAGCCCUGGGUUCCCGCACACGAGCAAACUGUGAGUCGGGGCAGCAGGUGUGGAUUGGAUGGUGCGGGUGCUUCGGUGCAUCCACGUCCAAGCUAGCUCCAAGCUUCGAGGGGCACGAUUGGCGACACGGGAGAAUUGAUGAGGUCAUCAACGCUUCGCAUGCUUUGGUUCGUACUUCCUGCCUGGCAACUUAUGCCCGCUAG
Symbiodinium natans is the source of this 804-nucleotide messenger RNA. The record is from the annotation of a GenBank genome assembly. NCBI's taxonomy places the organism in Eukaryota, Dinophyceae, Suessiales, Symbiodiniaceae.